AGAAAAUCUUGAAAUUAAUCUUAGAAAUUAUCUCAAAUUUUGGGAUGUUUUUCUGGCACAGCUGUAUUCUACCAGAUCAUGGGUCCGAUAGAACUGGACCUGAUGGUCUAAUGUCUUCACAACAUUUAGGCUGAAACAACCGAAAUGAGUUUUAUUCAUCUGGCCUGGGGGUGAAAAUUCAUCUCUGUGUAGAAAAGGUUGCAGAUCUUUGACCCAGAUUCAAGUUCCUCUGAAUCUGUGUGAGUAUAGAAAUAUUGCGUCUGUCAGAAAAACCUCACUCUAAAUACCACACGUCCGUGAAGAAAGUUGGAGCGGAAAGACUGAGACUUUUUCCAUCCAUCACGCGCGACAGGCUGCUGGUUGGCUCAGCCCCAAACAUCCGGGACAUCCCGCUGUCUCAGCCCAGAUAUUAGCGCUCCCUUUGAGGAUUACUGGACAGCAGAGCGGCUCGGACUCAGCAGAUCUUCAUCCUCCGGGAGGAAAAGAGGAAAUGCGCUCCCAGAUCCCCGGCAGCUUCUGGCCCAUUUUGGUUAUGGAGACUCCGAACUUUACGCACGGAUCCGCGCCCGUCAACCAGUCGCUGCGCCAGCAGCGGUCUGGCAACUCGACUGAAAUCGCGCUGCCGAUCUUCAUGUUCGCUGGAGGAGCCAUCGGGAAUCUGAUCGCCAUCCUGGUGCUCUCCGUGUCCCGGCAGGAGAAGAAGUCGUCCGCUUUCUUCUCGCUGGUGCGCGGCCUGGCGGUGACGGACCUGCUGGGCACCUGCAUGGCCAGCCCGCUCACCAUCGCCAACUACCUGGACCACCAGGUGCUGCUGGACCCCAAGGUCUGCGAGUUUGACUCCUUCCUGCUGCUGUUUUUCGGCCUGACCGGACUCAGCAUCAUCGGCGCCAUGGCGGCGGAGCGGUACCUGGCCAUCUGCUGGCCCUACCGGCACCAGCGCUGGGGGGUGAACCGCCACUCGGCGCAGAAGUUCCUGCUCUUCAUCUACAUCAGCCAUAUUCUAUUCUGCUGCCUCCCCAUGAUGGGGGUGUCCAGGAGCGAGCUGCAGCCGCCCGGCACCUGGUGCUUCAUCGACUGGAAGACCUCGGAGCCGCUGGCCGCCAUGUACUCCGUGCUGUACGGGGCCGUGAGCCUGAUGUUGAUCCUCGGAACCAUCGUGCUGAACCUGGCGGUGUGCGGGACGCUGCUGCUGAUGCGCCGCAGAACCGCGCACCGGCCCGCAACCAGAGCCAGCGUCAGGCAGAGGUGGAGGGCGCUGUCCUCGGCCGCGGAGACGCAGAUGAUGACGGUGCUGGUGAUGACCUCCGCCGUGGUUCUGGCCUGUUCGGCCCCGUUAGUGGUCCGUAUUUUCGCCAACCGUUUCCAGAGCGAUCAGAAGGCGGACCUGCGGGCGAUCCGGAUCGCCUCCCUGAAUCCCAUCCUGGAUCCCUGGAUCUACAUCCUGCUGCGGCGCUCCCUGUUCCGCCGUCUGCUCAGCCGGUCCGGGCGGUGCGACAGCCCCGUCAGCGUCUCCCUGCCGUCGCCUCUCAGCGACCCGCCGCUGUGCCCAGAAAUCACCAAGGAGAACCACGUGUUUGCUCAGCUGAUGUGCAACGCCAACAUCAUCACCCAGCUGCCCGCCUCCGUCCGGUUCCCGGCGUUCAGCUCCGACUUCCUGUGCCAGACUUGAAGUUCACAGAUGAUGUUUGCUGCAGGGGAGCAGAGAGAGAAACUGAACAAAUCCCCAUGGCAACAGGACGAACAGAUAUUAUUUAUUAGCUGAAACAUGAGCACAAAACUGAGCCUUUACUCUGUACCUGUCUGUGUUUUGUUUGUGUUGCCUAUAGCCUUAAUGCUAUACAGCAAAUUUUAUUGUAAAACAUCUGAGUCAUUUGUUCUCAUUACACUGCAAAAAUCGUACCAAUUUUUUUAAAAUCUAGUUUCUACUGUAAAUAUCUACAAUUGAAAAAAUUAACUUUUCAGCAAGAAAUGGGAACUUGUUUUAACUGAAUAAUUAUUUAAUAUUGGUUCAUAAAGCACUGGUUACACAGGCAGAUUAUUCCACUUAUAACAUGGAAAUAAUGUUUCUUUUUUGUUUUUUUAAAUUAUGUGCAAAAAAUGUAUAAUACUGUCAUCAGCAUAAAAGGACACCAAAGCCUAAAACAACAAACAGGGUGAAUAUAACUUCCAGGAUUGUUUACUGCAAAAACAAACAUUUCCAAGUAAUUUUGGUCCAGUUUCUAGUGUGAAUAUUCUACUACACUUAAAAAACUAACUUUUCAGCAAGGAAUUAGAGCUUGCUGUAGUUUAAUAAUUCCUCAGUAUUGAUUAAAAAAAUAAGUUCUUGUUCCAUUGGCAGAUUAUUUUACUUAUAGCAAGACAUUUUCCUCAAAAUUAUCUGCCAAUGGAGAUAAAUUAAGGAAUUAUUAACUUAAAAUAAACUUCUAUAUCUUUCGUGUAAGUUAGUUUUGUCUUAGUUUAAGUGUAGAAUCGCUAAAACUGCUUGGUAAGAUUGUGUAUUUUGCAGCGUAGGGCGUAAACAAUUAAUUAUACAUAUUAGCUGAAAACAGAAGAACACUCUGAGGUAGGUGCAGAAAACUGAGACUUUAAUCUGUACCUGUCACUGGUUUUGUUGUGUGACUUAAUGCUACAGCUAGUUUUGUUGUAAAACAGUUUAUGGGCAUUAAGGUCAUUUUUUAAUCACAAUGUCAACAUUUCACAUAAGUUGCUUAAAUGUCUCAUUCAAACCUUGUAUUUCUGUUUUUAGAGUCAAAAGAUAAACAUUUCUUUAAUGCAAGAUGCAUAUGGAGUUUGAAAAACAUGUCUUUGAGUCAGAUUAAAUCUGAAAAAUGACGUUUCUUGAACCUGAGGAACAGUGGUGAGCAAAGCUAAAAAGCUAGCUGCGCUACACCAAUUUAAUUUUGACAAAAUAAUUUACAUAUUCAAUAAUAACAUUAGAUAUUGUGUAUUUUUAUAUUUAGUUCUCUACUCUCCAUUUACCUGGCUGCCUUAUGUUUCUUUAUUUAAAUGAAGUUAAUGCGAAAAAGAUAAAAUGUGAGGACAGGAAAUGGAUCUGCUGUGUAAACAGACUUCAAAAUAAGAGCACAAAACUGUCCAACUACUUGAAUAAUAAUUAACAGUUGAUAAACUUCAAAACACAUUUCAAACUUCAUUCAGCUGAAAGUUUACAAAAAAGCCAAGUAAAUUUGCACUUUGGAAUCUUUUAAGAAAAAUAAAAUAAUUUAAGGAAUGUUUGGUUACUGCUUUCUGUUUUCAAAGUUAGCAAAAAACGCAAAAGCGUUAAGCUAAAGAUUAGUUCCGCUAUUAGCAUUAGCAAGUGUGGUCAGAACUGCAAACGUACAAAACUUGUGAAAAAUACUUUUAUUAGAGAAUAGAGGAAGUCGGAUAAGUUUAAAUAAACUAAGAAUUAGAACAAAUAAGAAAUAUAGGCUACGUUAUUUUUUUUUGUUUUUAAAUCAAAGCCGAUUCACCGUUUGGUUGUAAAAUGUUUUGAUUUCCUUUUUAUUACAUCCCAUGUUUAAAGGUGCAUUAAAAAUCUUUUUGUAUCGCAUUUAACCAUAUCUGCGUUGGAAGGAUUUUCCUGUCUUGUAUCGUUACUCACAUUUGAAACAUGCAAAUUUUUUGAAGCACUGACCAAAACAUGCUGCUGAUGCCUGAUGUUAUUAAAUAUUCCUGCUGAAAGUUAAUCUGUGCAUGUUCAGCGUUGUUUGUGCUUCAUCUCUGGAAAGAAAAAAUUGUACGGAACAAAUUUGUAAAUCGCUGAAAAAGGUGUGGAAACUGCUAAACAUACUGAACGUUUACAGUACAAUUCAUGAAUCAAUUUGAUCGACUAGUGCAAAAUU
Gambusia affinis (western mosquitofish) is the source of this 3842-nucleotide messenger RNA. Its product is annotated as prostaglandin E2 receptor EP4 subtype-like. Gene Ontology annotation, cellular component: plasma membrane. Gene Ontology annotation, biological process: cellular response to prostaglandin E stimulus; inflammatory response; adenylate cyclase-activating G protein-coupled receptor signaling pathway. Lineage: Eukaryota; Metazoa; Chordata; Actinopteri; Cyprinodontiformes; Poeciliidae. The record is from RefSeq and is a predicted model, not a curated record. Gene Ontology annotation, molecular function: prostaglandin E receptor activity. The coding region runs from base 491 to 1669 and encodes 392 amino acids. The transcript has 2 exons.